Lycium barbarum (goji berry) is the source of this 1234-nucleotide messenger RNA. Its product is annotated as deSI-like protein At4g17486. Gene Ontology annotation, molecular function: deubiquitinase activity. The record is from RefSeq and is a predicted model, not a curated record. The transcript has 4 exons. NCBI's taxonomy places the organism in Eukaryota, Viridiplantae, Streptophyta, Magnoliopsida, Solanales, Solanaceae. Gene Ontology annotation, biological process: protein deubiquitination. Bases 274 to 927 code for a protein of 217 amino acids.
GCUGCCUCUAAGUGCAUUUCACAUUUUACCCUUAUCUUUCCCUUUUCACAAUUUUUCAUUUUCAAAGUUGAAACCUUUUUUUCUCUUUGCCUGAGAGAGAAAAUCAAGAAUCACAAAUUCAAUCUCAAAAAAAAAAAAAAAAAAACCUCUCAAAGGCUAUUUGCCUUUAAAUUACAAAAAAAUGGACCCAAAAAGCUAAUCUUUUUACUAAUCCCAGAUUUCCCCUUUCACAAAAAUUUCAAAAAAAAAAAAAAGAAAAAAGAAAAAGAGCAAAUGGGAGAAGAAAGCACAUCAAAGCCUGAUGAUAAUGCAACUAAUAAUUAUGAGUCACCAGUUAUAUUAAAUGUGUAUGAUCUUACACCUGCAAAUCAGUAUACUGUUUGGUUUGGCUUUGGAAUCUUUCAUUCUGGUAUUGAAGUCCAUGGCAUGGAAUACGGAUAUGGAGCGCAUGACUUUCCAAUAAGUGGCGUGUUUGAAGUGGAACCUAAGAGCUGUCCUGGUUUCAUCUACAGAUGUUCCGUUCCAUUGGGUCGUAUUAAAAUGCGUCCUUCUGAAUUUCAAGCAUUUCUUGAGAAUGUGGCUUCUGAAUAUCACGGGGACACCUAUCACCUCAUCUCCAAGAACUGUAACCACUUCACAGAUGACAUAGCACAAAGACUAACAGGGAAAGGGAUUCCUGGAUGGAUAAAUCGGCUUGCCAGGGUUGGUGCUUUCUGCAGUUGUCUUCUUCCUGAGAGCCUCCAAGUGACAACUGUUAAACAGCUUCCUGAGUACCAUCAUUGUACAGAAGAAGAUGGGAGUGGGUCAAUGUCAUCUACAACACUCCAUGAACCAACUGAAAGCGAUGACGGAGAUCAAGAUAAGCACUUGUUAUCGCCUCCUGUUGGAAGUCGUGAAGUGGCUUUUAUAAGGGAGGUCCAAAGGUGAAACAUGUUGACUGAAUGAGGCUGGAUUGAAGUACUUGCAGGGGGAUUCAAUAUGUAUUAUUGGUUUAUUAAAGGCUGUCGACUCGUCCAAUGCAGCCACUGCUCAAAUUGUCCAUUUGCUCUAUGAAUUACUAGUUCAUUGAUUUUCACGUCUCUUCCUUUGGUUAUUAAGCUUUCUUUAGUGUGCAAGAUGUAUUAGUCAAGUGACAGGAUUGUGAUCUGUUGAGCUACGCCUUUGUUAGAGGUCACAAAUAUCCAUGUAAACAUUCUGAGUUUGGAAGAUGCAACAGCCCAGUAUUUGUGAAAAA